AUUCCGCCCCGUCACUCCGUCCCGUCACUCCUGUCCCGUCACUCCUGUCCCGUUCUUCACUCCGUCCCGUCACUCCUGUCCCGUCACUCUGUCCCGUCCUGUCUUUCAGCACGAUACCAGAACGAGUUGUCGGGGGUGGACACGGAGCAGCUGGCCGAGAGGUUUUACCACCAGUCGCUGUCGGUGGCUCCUCACGUGGGCAUGCCCUUCAACCAGCUCGGGACCCUGGCUGGCAGCAAGUAUUACAACGUGGACGCCACUUACUACUACCUCAGAUGCAUCCACUCUGAAAUGCCUUUUGAAGGAGCGUAUGGGAACCUGACACGACUCUUUGACAAGGCGGCCAAGGCCUACCAUCAGAUCCGCAGAACAGACACAAAGAAACUGUCUGUGAGCAGACAAAGAUCGAGAGACAUCAAGCGUCUGUUGGUGAGUUUCAUGUACCUGCAGAGCCUGCUGCAGCCCAAACACAGCACGUCGGAUGUGGAGGUGACAUCAAUCUGCCAGUCUGUGCUGGAGGAUUUCAACCUGUGCCUCUUCUACCUCCCGUCCACUGUCGGUCAGAGCGGCUGCAGUGAGGAGGAAGAGGAAUAUGAGCGAGGAUUCGGCUUCCUGCCCGACCUGCUGGUCUUCCACAUGCUCCUCAUCUGCCUCAUGAGUGUGCACAGCCUGAAGAAGACCGGUAUGAAGCAGUACAGCGCAGCCAUCGCCUUCACCCUGGCCCUCUUCUCCCACCUGGUCAAUCACGUCAACAUCCGCCUACAGGCCGAGCUGGAGGAAGGAGAGAACAGCGUGCCCACCCUGCAGCCCGAUCCCCCAGAUGUGCCGGAGGGCCCGGCCCUUCCCCCGCGGGCCCCGGAUCAGGAGGGUCCGGAUGGGGCGGCGAGCCGGCUGGCGAACGGUGCCACGGGGGUCGUCAAGGGCCGGGGCAAGAAGUACCCGCGUCUGUGCCAGCUCCGGCGGCGGAGGCAACGACAGCGAGGGGAGGAGAGCGACCUGAGCGAGGGUUUUGACUCGGACCCCAGCGAGGACUCUGCCAAGGACAGCGAUGGGUCUGAUUCUGGCUCGGAGCCCAGUGAGGAGGAGGAGCAGGCUGCCUUCGACAUGGAGUCAGACUCCGACAUGAACAGCCAGGAGUCCCGAUCCGACCUGGGUGACAUUGAGGAGGAGCCGGGGCCGGGGCCUGUUCCCACCGAGGGAGGGGCCCCGCAACAAGGGGGGGCCCAGGACACAGGCCCCGACCCCCCCUCCAACGGCCCCGGGCCUCCCAACGACCCUGCCAUCGUCAGCAACCUGCAGGCCCUCUCCUCACAGAUGUUCCAGCCCAAGAGAUGCUUCCGCUUGGCCCCCACCUUCAGCAACGUCCUGGUCAGAGCCCCCCCUGAACAACAGGCCCCCACCACACCCGGGCAGCCCGACAGGCCGUGUGCGAACGGGCUGGAGCAGGGGCCCGGCCCCACCGAGCACGACGGCGGCUCCGACUCGGAAGCGAGUGAGGGCAGCAACAAGUCGGUGCACAAGGAGAAGAGUUCGCUGGAGAAGCUGCAGGUCCUCGCCAGUGAGGGGCUCCUCACCACCGUCAAAGUCUUCCUGGACUGGCUACGCACCAACACCGACAUCAUCCUCAUGUGUGCGCAGAGCUCGCAGAGUCUGUGGAACCGCCUGUCGGUGCUGCUCAACAUGUUGCCCGAAGGACGCAAACUGAGAGACGCAGGAGUGUGUGUGUGUGAGGGAGUGAGCAAGCAGCUUGUCCAGAGUGAAGAUGCCGACUGGUCGCAGACGUUGCCGUUACCGGAGGACGUGUCUCUACGGCACCUUCCCGUGCUUCGGGCCCUGCACCGCAAACUGCCGACUGGCGGCACCGAGCUGCCAUCCGGCACGCUGGAGGAGUCCAUGGUGCGUAUCUGUUGUAUCCGGAGUUUCGGUCACUUCCUGACCCGACUGCAGAGGAAGGUUCUUCAGUUCAACCAGCAGCUGGGGAUCUUCAUCAGUGUUAACCCCAGCGAUGAGGAGACCCUGCUGGAGCAGACCCAGGCCCAGCUCCGCAUGGCUGAGGAAGAGGCUCGCAGGAACCGGCUGAUGCGGGACAUGGCGCAACUCCGGCUGCAGCUGGAGGUGUCGCAGUUGGAGGGCAGCCUGCAACAGCCCAAGAGCCAGUCCACCUUGUCUCCGUACCUCAUCCCCAACACACAGGCCAUCUGUCAGCAGCUGCCCAACAUCAGGCACCUGGCCAGCAGCAGCCGCUUCAUCAUCAUCAUCCCACGCACAGUGAUCGAUGGGCUGGAUUUCCUCAAGAAAGAAAACUCGGGCGCACGGGACGCCAUCCGGUUCCUGGAAUCCGAGUUCAAGAAGGGCAACCGGUACAUCCGUUGUCAGCGCGAAACUGGGCGCUCUGUGGACAGACACAAGCUGAAGCGACACGACCUGGACGCGUGGCACUUGUACAAGAUCCUGGACAGCUGCAAGCAGCUGACGGUGUCCCAGGGCAGUGGGGAGGAGGAGGUGGCCGGGAUGGUGACCAUCCUGACAGACUUCUCCCCGGAUGACCCCAGCACUCUCUCCAAUAACGUGCAGGCUGCAUUGCAGGCCGCACACAGCACGGGUGUGGAUGUGAGGAAUGUCCAGGAUUUCUACAAGCAGUGGAAGGAGAUGGGCUGAUGUUGGAGGCUGUGACGAGAGUGUACGUACGCAAACACAGGGCCGACUGGCUCGGCGGCGCUGCCCGGUGGAAGCUCGUGGGACUGCCAUGGUGUUCACCGUCAUCUCACGGGCCCAAUAUUCGUGGCACCCGUGUGGGGAACAUUAUAAACAGCGCACCACCCAGACCACACACUCAUGGCUUUAGACACACGCACACGUACACACACGCACACACACACGUACACACACGCACGUACACACGCACGUACACACACACACGCACACACACGUGUACACGCACACACACACGUAC
Amblyraja radiata (thorny skate) is the source of this 2953-nucleotide messenger RNA. It is a transcript of the gene smg5, whose product is annotated as SMG5 nonsense mediated mRNA decay factor. The record is from RefSeq and is a predicted model, not a curated record. Lineage: Eukaryota; Metazoa; Chordata; Chondrichthyes; Rajiformes; Rajidae. Gene Ontology annotation, molecular function: protein binding; telomerase RNA binding; telomeric repeat DNA binding. Gene Ontology annotation, biological process: nuclear-transcribed mRNA catabolic process, nonsense-mediated decay. The annotation marks the transcript as partial. Gene Ontology annotation, cellular component: telomerase holoenzyme complex. The transcript is spliced from 17 exons.